Messenger RNA from Penaeus indicus, 2200 nucleotides. Its product is annotated as cell surface glycoprotein 1-like. The transcript has 5 exons. Bases 124 to 1671 code for a protein of 515 amino acids. Lineage: Eukaryota; Metazoa; Arthropoda; Malacostraca; Decapoda; Penaeidae. The record is from RefSeq and is a predicted model, not a curated record.
CCCUCCGCCUGCCCCUGUGCCACGUACGAGACUGAGUUCCUUCGCCUCUCUUCUCUCUCUUGGGUUAAAAGGGGAGGUAUUUCGACGCCGAGAGAGAUAGAAGAGAAGGAAAGAACCACCAAAAUGAAGCUAAAAGGAACGAGUGCCACAUAUGUAGCGUGUGUCUUGUGCGCUGUCUUCACCGCUGUGAUGUUGGCUCCAGUAAAUGAACCGAAACAGCUUGACCCAAGUUUGCCUCCGGCCACUAUCAGUAAGAGUGCAAAUAUGGUGUCGUCUGCCCCUACAAAUCCUAGUGCUUCAGGGGCUGCUGACAAACCAUUGCCUAGUAAUACGGACAACCAGCAGCCUCCUGGGAAUUCUGCUCCAACGGUGAUAGGUCCAAGCUCUGCUGAUAACCCUCCUGCAGAAAAACCAUUGUCCACUGUGGCUGUCAAACAAAAUGUAGAGAAUGUAGUCACAACUGUGGCCCAAGAAACAGUUGUAGGUAAAACUGAGCCUCCAAGCCCUCAGUCCCAGUCGCCAGACCCAGAAGCUAGUGCCAAAAAGGAUGAUGCUGACCAAGGACAAGGCCCACCACCACCACCCCCACCAUCACCAUCUCCUAGAGAGAGUGAGACAGAGAAAAAGGGGGUGGAGGAAGCAGCAGAUCCCUCCAGCAGGGCACCCCAGAUGUUAGCGGGUGGAAGUACUGAGGCUCAGGGAGGAGAGGGUAAGGAAGCCAACCCUCCUCCGAUACUCAGUGAGAGUGCAGUGGUAGAUGGAGCCAAACCUGAGGACCCUCAAGCUUCUCCAAUCUCGAAUCCAGAGGUCCCUCAGGAGACGGAGACUAAAGCCAAUGAAAUACAAGGGCCAGCUGUUAUAGAACAGGCACAGGAGUCCCAGCAGACUGCUGACCUGGCAAAGGACUCCCAACCAAGUACUGCUCCAUCAAACAUUGCCCAAAGUCCACCUGUUGAGCCCCCACAGUUGCCUGAGCAGAGUGUUGCUGAGACACAGGAACCAAAGCCUGCAAAUGAAGAAACACAAAAGCCUGAAGUAUCUGAAGUGGAAGCACAGGCACCGAAGGAACCAGAGCAACAGGCAGAAAACGCACAGGACUCUGAUGCAGUGGUGGAACAGCCCAAGGAGCAGGAGCAAAACGCCAACGAGACACAAGAGCAGCCAGAACAACCGGCAGUGGACGAAGAAGCCAAGGGAUCGGACACAGAGGACAAUCUCAUCGAAGAGAACAUCAACAACGAUGAUGAAAAUAGGGAACAGUACGAAAAUGAGAUAGCUGUCGUGGAUAAGCCCGUGAACGACUACUCGUAUACGAUGGACAGCUCUCAGCAGAGCUCCAUGGCAACCGAUAUGCAGGCCAAUAAUCCUUCCUUCAAUGACCAGCUAGGUGAAGAUAGUCAAGACGACAGAGAGGUCAUCAUCAGCAACGGAGGAAAAUUCACCGACGACGAGGAUUCCCACUUCUUUGCGUACUUCCUGACCAUCAUGGUCUCGGCCAUCAUCUUCUACUUGGUGUUCCAUAACAAGCAACGGAUUAUCGCGCUCAUCAUCGAAGGCCGCAGCCCUGGGGAAAGACGAGGCCGCCGGUCGUCCUCCAGAGGGAAGUACCACAAGCUGGACAACAACCUAGAGGAGGCGAUCACGGCCACCAAAGGCGCAAAGAGACACUGACAAGGGGUUAACAGUUUGGAAGUUUGGGCAAGCCUCCACUGCAACGAGCUGCCAUGAACACAGGCAUGGAUUCUUGGUCCCUCUUCCCUUUUCAUCUUCCUCUGUGGUUUUGAUUGUACCUCGUACCCUGUUGGAUUUAUUUCCAUUUAUUCCCCGCUUGCCCGUAUCGGUGUCGGGCGGUGCAAGAUGUUCUUUCCACGGUUGAGCUUUCCUUUGCACUGGUGCUGUGGUGUGCUUGAGCCCCUUCACUCCUGUAAAGCACGUUGGUUCCCCUUCGUGGUAUCCUCUGUAUGCAGUGGCACUGUGCCUCUUGAUUCUACAUUGGGAUGCCUGCUUCAUCCUGGCAUUUGUCUACCCACCACGUCCCGUAGAGAGGCACUUAUUCAAUGGGUAUUUCAGUGGCAUAAGUAGCAUAGUGCUUUCCUUUUGUUUCUAUUCUUGUUACCCAUUAGUCUAUAACAGCUCUUCCUACUGCAUCACAUUUUCCCUCAAAUAACCAAAGUAUUCAUUCAACUUUUCUUCUUCUUCU